Messenger RNA from Labeo rohita (rohu), 1241 nucleotides. RefSeq lists its product as uncharacterized. The transcript has 6 exons. Lineage: Eukaryota; Metazoa; Chordata; Actinopteri; Cypriniformes; Cyprinidae. Bases 167 to 1036 code for a protein of 289 amino acids. The record is from RefSeq and is a predicted model, not a curated record.
GUUGCAUAAACGCGGAAUCGGCGGUUGUCAAGGAGCAACAGUUUAUGUAGUAGGAUUAUGUAGUUUAUUAGUUAACUCUUUACUCGUUUUCUAAGCAAAGUGUCCUUGUAUCUAUAACCUAUUUCUCAUUAAACCAAUUUGCUUCAGUUACAAAAGUCAUUCAAACAUGAGAGAGGAGAAUGAAAGAGACAGUAAGAAGAUGAAAAGAAAAGCAGGUCCGGUUGAUUUAAAGGCGCCUGGGAAAAAGAGACAGAAAAUAAAAGACAAAAACGAGGGAACGAGCGGCGCAGUGCACAAAACAGACGCUGUCGGUGGUAAAGCUGACUCUACAAAAACCAAAGUAAAGCAUUCUAGCAAAGACAAGGACAAAGGGAAAAAAAAUAAAUCUGCCCACUCAACAGACCGGUCUGAGGAUGAUAAGAAAAACAAUUCAGAUGGUUGCAAAAAUACCUCUGAAAUAAAGAAGAAUGAUAAAGGACAACUUGUGUUUAAAGACCAUCCAGAGUUCACACCUAACAUGACUCCUAAAGAGGUUUUACAGGCAGGCAGUUUUGGGGGUACCUAUUUCAGGCCCAUCUACUCCAGUAUCACAAAGCAACAUUACAAAGAUGUUUGGCAGGAGCUUCCUAAAGACUGGUUGGAUGGACUAAACAUCUCUAAACAGGUGGCUUCAUCCACGUACAGGGAAAACGUGAACACCUAUAAUGUAAAAUGUGGAGGCAGUCUAGAGAUGUGGGAAAGUAGUGGGUGGAUUGUGCCCCAGGAUCCAUAUGGCUGGUUCCAGUGGUACUGCAGGUUUUACCAGGGCAGGAGAACAGCGGACGAUUCACGCCAGAUCAGUCGCUGGGCCAAAUGUGCAGGGGUCAAAGGUCGGUGGCGGAAUAAUCUCAUCACAAAAGUGGUCCGGUCCGGUUGUGCUUAUGACAACCCCACUGUUUCCCCGGUGGUCAGACAGACUCUGCAGCACUGGGGCUACAAACUCACCUUGGAGGAUUAUAAGGAAGGAGCAAAGAGAGUCAAACUCAGAAAGGAUUAACAGACUUCCAAACUGGCCUCGUUCGAUUUAUCACAUUUAUCAGAGAAUAAAGGAAAUAAACUGACAAAACAGAUUAAAUAAUUGAUGGUUUGUGGGACUGAGGGAUUUUCUUAGCUGACUACACUGUGGUAAUAGUACUGCUGUAUUGGUUUUCAUUGGUCAUGUUUUCUGUAAGAUGUUUUGGUAAAUAAAAGUUAUAAUAAUG